UUGCAGCAUCAAGGUCGAAGGGGAGUAUCAAAAUCCCUGUCAUCGAAUAGCUGCGUUUGGCACUGGUGCCACAGAGUUUCUGGCCAUUGUAAGAGGUGAGUCUCUUGAAAUUAGACUUAAAAUUAAAACCACGCUGCGUCGGUAAUUUACGUUAAAGGUUACAGAAUAGCUACAGAAUCUUACAGACUCUCCCAGGCAUGACUGACAACAAACGUCGCUGGAAUAACGAGGAUGACCUGCCGGUGUACUUGGCAAGACCCGGUUCCACGGGGCAGAGCCCGCGGCAGAAGUCCUACGGGAUGUUUUCUUCCGUGGAAGGAGCUUACGAGAACAAAACCAUAGACUUCGAUUCCUACAGCGUAGGGAGAAAAGGGAAUCGGACCCCGAGAAGUGGAAGUAGGGAGAAUCUAGUGGAUGGAGAUUAUUUCAGCGGGUCUGUCAGUGAUGCCAGCGACCGUUGCAGUUCCUUUGUCAGUUCCCCCAGUGACAAAGAUGACAGGACACCGGGAGUGGAGAUAAAAUACCCGUCUGGUAAAGAGUUUCUGCAGGGGGAGCAGAAUGGAAAGAGUGACCGACUGCUGAUCAAAGGAGGAAGGGUCAUCAAUGAUGACCAGUCAUUCUUUGCAGACAUCUACCUGGAAGAUGGGGUGAUCAAGCAGCUGGGGGAGAAUCUGAUUGUCCCCGGGGGGGUGAAGAUCAUCGAGGCCAACGGGCGCAUGGUGGUCCCCGGGGGCGUCGAUGUCAACACCUGCCUGCAGAAGCCUUACCUGGGCACGCCAACCGUGGACGACUUCUUCCAGGGAACAAAGGCCGCCCUGGCUGGGGGCACCACCAUGAUCAUUGAUCAUGUGACCCCGGAGCCCGGAGCCAGUCUCCUGCAGGCCUUCGAGAAGUGGCAGGAGGCGGCGGACAGGAAGUCGUGUUGUGACUACUCCCUCCAUGUGGACAUCCCACACUGGCACGAGGGCGUGAAGGAGGAGCUGGAGCUGCUCGUCCAGGAGAAGGGAAUCAACUCCUUCCAGGUGUACAUGGCCUACAAAGACACUUUCCAGAUGACUGACAGUCAGCUGUACGAGGCCCUGGCUUUCCUGAAGGAGCUGGGAGCGGUGGUCCUGGUUCACGCAGAGAAUGGAGACCUCAUCGCCCAGGAACAGAGCAAGAUUCUUAGUAUGGGAAUCACUGGACCCGAAGGUCAUGCACUGAGCCGACCUGAAGAGCUGGAGUCUGAAGCUGUGUUUCGAGCCAUCACCCUGGGCAACCGGGUCAACUGCCCCAUUUACAUCACCAAGGUGAUGAGCAAGAGUGCGGCGGACAUUGUGGCUCUAUCCAGGAAAAAAGGAUCUGUUGUGUUUGGGGAGCCAAUCACAGCCAGCCUGGUCACUGAUGGGACACACUAUUGGAGUAAGAACUGGGCCAAGGCCGCGGCCUUUGUGACCUCUCCCCCCCUGAGUCCUGACCCCACCACUCCAGACCACCUCAACUCAAUGCUGGCCUGUGGCGACCUGCAGGUGGUGGGCAGUGCACACUGUGCAUACAGCACCUCCCAGAAAGCCAUAGGAAAGGACAACUUCACUCUCAUCCCAGAGGGAACCAAUGGAGUGGAGGAGAGAAUGGCCUUUGUGUGGGAUAAGGCAGUGGCGGUGGGAAAGAUGGAUGAGAACCAGUUUGUGGCCGUCACCAGCACCAAUGCUGCCAAAAUCUUCAACCUGUACCCCAGGAAGGGGCGGAUAGCUGUGGGCUCGGACGGCGACAUCGUCAUCUGGGACCCCGACAAGAUCAAGACCAUCACCGCUAAGACGCAGCAGUCGGCAGCGGAGUAUAACAUCUUCGAGGGCAUGGAGUGUCGAGGGGGCCCGGUGGUGGUGAUCAGCCAGGGGAAGGUGGUGUAUGAGGACGGAAACCUGCACGCUCAGCAGGGCACGGGCCGCUUCAUCCCGCGCAAGCCUUUCCCCGACUACCUCUACCAGCGCAUCAAGAUGAGGAACAAGGUGACGGCGCCGCGCGGGGUGUCCAGGGGAAUGUACGACGGCCCCGUGUACGACGUCCCCGCCACGCCCAAGUACGUGACCCCCGCCCCGUCCGCCAAGACCUCGCCCGCCAAGAACCAGCCUCCGCCCGUCAGGAACCUGCACCAGUCCAACUUCAGCCUCUCAGGGCCGGACUCACAGCGGUCGGAGAGUUACACAAAUACAAGCAAACAUUACAAGCACACACCACCUAUAGGGGCCCAAGUCGAUGACAACGUCCCCCGGCGCUCCGGGCAUCGCAUUGUGGCGCCCCCCGGUGGCCGGUCCAACAUCACCAGCCUCGGUUGAGUCCCCGUGCUCUGGCCAAUCGUCUCCGAGAGGCAGAUGGGAGAGAAAGAGAGAGAGAGCGGGCAGCUCGUAUCCGUCUCCGUGUUUGUCCAUGACCUGCCCCGUUUAAAAAAAAAAAACCUGUGGAUCCGAUUGGAGGAGUUACAGUAGUGUUAUGAUGUUUUUGUUUCUUUUUGGUUUACAGGGUUUUGAUCAUGAUCACCGCAUCCCUGUAAACUCACAUGCCGUAGUUGAUACAAGCAUGGUGCUUCCCCCUGUUAGUGGACAGAAACCGAAAUACAUAUCAGUAUCGUUUUUGUUUGUAACUGGAAACUUGGUAAUGUUGCACUUUUUCAGUGUGGUUGGAUAGUUAGGUAGUUGCAUGUAGCUAUACAUUUUUGAUGUGGACACCC
Conger conger (European conger) is the source of this 2707-nucleotide messenger RNA. It is a transcript of the gene crmp1, whose product is annotated as collapsin response mediator protein 1. The record is from RefSeq and is a predicted model, not a curated record. Gene Ontology annotation, cellular component: cytosol; cytoplasm. Gene Ontology annotation, molecular function: hydrolase activity, acting on carbon-nitrogen (but not peptide) bonds, in cyclic amides. The coding region runs from base 198 to 2315 and encodes 705 amino acids. Lineage: Eukaryota; Metazoa; Chordata; Actinopteri; Anguilliformes; Congridae. The transcript is spliced from 15 exons.